ACUGUCGGCCGCAGGGGGCGCCGGGACGGACGGACCAACUUCCGGUGGUCGCCUCUAUCCGACACUGUCGAUAAAUGUGGUCGCUCGUGGUAUCCCGGCAGUAGCUCACAGUCGCUCCUGAAUCAGUGCAGUGUUACUGCGAGCGUAUAACGUGCCAGAAUCGGAGUGUAUCAGUGUCACUGUGCUGCUGUAGAACGCUCCAAAGCCGCGGCGUCUCAGUGUCUCAGUGUUACUGCAGUCGUAGAACAUCCCGAAGUCACGGUUUGGUAACACUCCGAGCCAUUCACGUGUUGUGCUCUAGACUCUAGAAGAGUGAAGGGACCCCGGCCGGCGCGCGGUCGUCCCAGAUCUUCUGCAGCGCGGCAACCAUGCUCGAGCUGCCGCUGCGGGCAGCGCUGCUGGCUCUGCUGUGGGCUGGGGCUCACAGCUUAAGAUGUAACACACCUAAUGGCUGCUGUCGUUUCCGACGGGGUUCUCAAAACGGCAUCGAGUGCGACCUUAGCAUGCACAAGAAGGUUAUGGACGUACCCAAGGAUAAGACGUCUUCGAGCUAUCAAGUACUGCACUUCACAAAUGGCUCAUAUGGUGUGAAGGUGGAACACAACGCUUUGGACGGAAAGCAAGACGUUCUUUUGAAAGACCUGGACACUGCCAUCUUCCUGGGUAGAGAUCAAACACCAACCGUGCCGUCGCCGGUCGGCACCAGCGGCAACCUAACCAUCGACCGGGUGUUGAAGGUCGAACUGCACCCGCACGCGCUGGACGGCUGGAGAGGCACCGACUCGGUGGUGCAGAUCACCAACGUGGCCAGGUGCCGGGUGGACGGUAGCGCGCUGGCGGCCACCACCGUCGUGCGCCGACUUCUCCUGGAGAACAUCACCGAACUGGUGCUGGCUAAGGGCGCCAUCCAGGCCACAGUCGACGAACUCACCCUGCGCAACGUCACCGUCGCCGAGUGCGCACGCGGCGCGCUGGCCGGCCGCGUCGGCCGCCUGCGGCUGAUCUCGGCCGAGGUGCGCACGCUGCGCUCCGGGUGUCUGCAUGUGCUACCGGGCGCCAAGGAGCUCUCACUGAGGCACAGCCGGCUGGGCCGGGUCAGCGCAGACGCCAUCACCGGGGCCGUGGACGAGCUGACCUUUCUCGACUGCAAGGUAUUGGCCAUCGACACCGGUGGCGUGCAGCUGAACGUGUCGCGGCUCUCGCUCAGGCAGACUGACAUCGGCGACCUGUGGCCGGACUCGCUCUGGGUGAACGCCAGUAGAGGCCUCUCGGUGCGCGACCUGCGGGUCUCGUCCCGUCUGCACCCCGGUGGGCUGCGAGGUCUCCGUGCGGCGGGCGACCGUGGCACCGGCCGGCGGCCGGCGCUCAACAUCACCGUGCUGCGGGUGGAGCGAGCCGACCCGGGAUCGCUCGAGUUCGAUGACAACACGACCGUCAACGUCAAGGAGCUGACAUUCGACAUACACAAGGAGUGCGAGAGGGGAGACCACCACCCGCACUCUGUGUACGUCCAGUCGGCGUGGCAGAGCGCCGGUUCGUCCGGUGGGUGUCAGUCCAGCAUCGGCGACUUCUUCAGACCAAUGUUCCAAUGCGAUUUCCAGAGAGUGCUGAACGAAACUGAAGGAGGACCCUGGAACACGGACGAGCAGAGGAACUCUUGUAACAGGGAAGCCUGCACCCUGCCGCCGUAAUCAAAAUCUAGGACAGCCGGCAAAACUGGCGCAGUCCGGUGCGGCGCGGAGAUCGCGGGAGCUUUCUCGUUAUCAUGACGUUGAACCUCUGGAGUGGGCAGCGCGCCACCGGUGCUUUCUCCACUAGCAAGGCUGUGCUGCAUCGCCGUUACUGCAACUGAGCAUGAAACUUCAGGCCCAGGUGUUAACUGUUAACUGUUAAGCCAGCAUUGUCACAACUGUAGCGGCAGACACGUGUUCUGCAUUAUUUAGCUUCCAGUUCAGAGCAAGAUCGGCCGCAGCUGCACACGGUCGACCCCCGGCGAGCCAACAAUCAUCGUCGAGCCCACUCCUGCUCGUCCUAACACCACAGCUCGGUGACAGUCGGCCUGUGCACCAGCGUCAGAUUUCAUUGCGCCCGGAUGCGCGUCAAGGGAUGGAGAAGUUAACCAUCACUUCAACGAACACCGGCAAGUAGCCAUACUACCUUAACUCCCUUAGAACUGAAAUCAGUUCCGCUUCACAACAGAGCGAUGUGCGAACUUCUGCCACAUUUUCACUUUAUCCUUAUGAGUAUGGAUGGCUCUGCGUUGGCGAUGAUGGGCUGACAUUGCGCAGCAGAGCAUCGAUAUCUGGCGACAGGUAUUUUGAAAUAUACCUAAGGUUGACAAUAAUGACUCUCUGAUUCACACAUUCUAUGCCUCUCCCACUUCCCUCCCUCCCACGCUUUCGACAAUAAAUGCCUUGGAUAUGA
This is a messenger RNA of Amphibalanus amphitrite, 2424 nucleotides long. RefSeq lists its product as uncharacterized. Bases 369 to 1691 code for a protein of 440 amino acids. NCBI's taxonomy places the organism in Eukaryota, Metazoa, Arthropoda, Thecostraca, Balanomorpha, Balanidae. The record is from RefSeq and is a predicted model, not a curated record. The transcript is spliced from 2 exons.